GUUUGUUGAUGCGAGAGAGAGGAGGUUCCAGGAAGUCAAAUAUGGAACGCCAUUAGUAUCUCCAGUUACUAUGUUUGCACAUAACCGAAGAUACUAGCGGCGUUCCAUAGUCAUCUAGUUUCCUGUAACCCUGUUGCAGAUCCUAGUAGCAAGGCUUCACACCGCCACGCUUUGCAAAGCAUCUAGGCUUUGCACAACCGCAUGGUGAAAGUUUUUCUGAAUGUAACAUUCGCGUCAUUUUACGCCAACCAAUAAUAUAUCGCGUCAACUUGUGCUAAUUGCAUCAAAUAAUGCUACAUCGCGUCAACUUGUAUGCUAAUUCGCGUCAACUUACGUCAACAACCAGCGGUCAACGUUGCAGCAGACCAGACUGGCAUCAAAAUAAUUAAUGGCGCGAGUGGUGGGCCUAGGCCUGUGCCUAGGUUUUUGCAAGCUCUGUUCACGUGGAAGAAUGAUAUUAAGGUUGAAGCGAUGCUGUGGAAAGAGACUUCAAAUUGUGUUUGUUGUCAUCACACUUGUUAUAAUAACACAGCUUGUAACAUCUGUAUCAUCAUGGGCAACAUGUCCCGUACUCACCUAUCUACCCAUCUCCAGGUUCAUGUGCGCACUUCCGGGUGACAUCCGUGACAACCCUCUACUAGACCAGCAAGGUCUUCCCAGAUUCAAUGCCAUCGGACCAGACCAUGUUGUCCCAGGAAUUACAUUCCUGGUGGAGGAAUGUGAGGUUGAAUUAAAAAAGUUGGAACAUUCAUUAGAAGGUGAAACAAAACGCAGAACGUGGGAAACAGUUGUUGAGGCACUGGAACUACUUGGUUCGCGUCUGUCGUACGGAUGGGGUGUCGUCAAUCACCUGAAUGGCGUUCAGAACAGCGACAAGCUGAGGAAAGCAUUUCAGACUGUACAGCCAGAAGUUGUUAAAGUUUCUAGUUUAGUUGCUCAGAGUCAACCAGUAUAUAAAGCUAUGAAAGAGCUGGAAACCAAUAAUGGCGGCCUUGAUGGGCCUCAGUUGCGGAUCAUCUCUUCUGCAGUUCGUAGUGCAAGGCUAGGUGGAGCUGAGUUAACAGGCUCCGACAGGCUACGCUUCAACAAAAUCAAUCAAAAUCUGGCAAACCUUAGCAAUCAGUUCAGUAACAAUGUUUUAGAUGCUACAAAGGCCUUUGACCUUGAGCUGUCAGACAAGAGGGAUGUAGAGGGUCUUCCAGAUACUUUACUUCAAUUGAUGGCAAGCAAUGCGGCUAAAGAUAGUGCUAACUUUGAGAGUGGUCCGUGGAAGGUAACGUUGGACAUGCCCUGUUUUGAACCCUUAAUGAAACACUCAAAGAACCGAGAGCUGCGUGAACAUGUUUACCGGUCCUACAUUAAACGAGCAUCUGAGGGCACUCAUGAUAAUACACAGAUCAUUGAAGAUAUUAGACAGCUUAGAAAAGAGAAAGCUGACCUCCUGGGGUUUCCAAAUUUUGCAGCGCUCUCCUUAGAAACCAAAAUGGCUUCCAAUGUCCAAAAUGUUUGGAAUCUUAUUAACAGUUUGAAGGAAAAGAGUAGGAAGGCAUCAGAAAUGGAACUUUCUGAGCUGCAGAUCUUUGCAAAUGAGAAUGGAUUCAAUGGGAAAUUGCAACUAUGGGACUUGGCAUUUUGGACUGAAAGACGUAGAGAACAUUUAUUCAAGAUGAACGAUGAAAUACUGCGUCCAUAUUUUCCACUGCCAAAAGUUCUGCAUGGACUAUUUAACUUAACUUCUUUUUUGUUCAAUGUUGAGAUAUUGCCUGAUUAUGAAAGCACUAUAGAGACCUGGCAUCCUGAUGUCAAGUUUUUCAAUAUCAAUGAUGAUGCAGGAAAUAGAAUAGCAUCAUUUUAUCUUGAUCCCUUCAGUAGACCUGCAGAAAAACGUGGUGGUGCCUGGAUGGACAGUUGUCUUGAGAAAAGUGAAAUACUUGAUCGACGGCCAGUAGCUUACUUGGUCUGCAACCAGUCGCCACCAGUAAAUGGCAAAACAUCGUUGAUGACAUUCAGGGAGGUGGAGACACUCUUUCAUGAGUUUGGUCACGGUCUUCAGCACAUGCUUACUAGAGUUCCUUACAGUUCUGCAGCAGGAAUUAACAACAUUGAAUGGGAUGCAGUGGAGCUACCAUCUCAGUUCAUGGAAAAUUGGGUGUAUGAUGACCAAACGAUGAAAGCCAUUAGUGGACACUACAUAACAGGAGAAGCACUUCCAAGGGAGCUCUUUUAUCAGUUAAUUAAAGCCCGCAAGUACAUGGCAGGGACUGGAAUGCUCCGUCAACUGUAUUUGUCGGCCCUUGAUAUUGAGUUGCACACAAGCUCUGAACCGUGGUUAAGUGUGUUGGAUAAUGUAGCUGCUGAAUACUCUGUGAUGAAACCACUUAAGGAGGAUCGAUUUCCCUGUUCAUUCCAACAUAUCUUUGCCUCUGGUUACGCAGCUGGAUACUAUUCAUACAAGUGGGCUGAAGUGAUGUCUGCUGAUGCGUUUGGAGCAUUUGAAGACGUAGGCUUGGAGAACCGCGAUGCCUUAGCUAAAACCGGUCGAAGAUUUAGGGAAACUGUCCUGGCACUCGGUGGCGGAACACAUCCAAGUGAAGUCUUCAGACAAUUCCGAGGGCGCGACCCAUCCCCAGAUGCUCUCCUGAAGUCUUAUGGACUGUCGUGAGCUAUCAUUAAAGACACAACUGCGAAAGCGUUAAGAAUGAUAGAGAAGAUGAAGGGUAGAAAGUUGGCAAGUGCAUCAUCUCAAGUGUUAGAAUGAAGCUUGUAGAUGUGCCUGUUCCAGUGGUUGCUGCGCAGAGCAUAUACAUGUAUCUCUUGCACAUUGCUGGUGUAUGUAGCUUAUCACAUCAGCAUCAUCAUAAUAUUUUACCACAUGGUCAAACAUUAUCUGAAAGAUCACUGUCUUAUCUUUUAAAUUUAUAUUUUGUAGAGCACAUUAGCAAAAAUCGUUCACUACCAUUUGUAAGAGUUGGUCAUUGCAAUAGCGUUACAUGGCUCCCAGCCAAGGUAAUUGCGGCGAAGUUGACUACUUUUAGGAGCAAACGCAAUUCUUUGUAUAGUAACAACCGUGCUUGAGAAAGUAUUAAUGAGUCAGUCUCUAAAGAACAUGAUGCAAUUUGUUACAAUUUAAGUUUGCUUGAUAAUAUAGCUGCAUCCAUACUAAGCAAUCCAAAAUGCCAUUGAAAUAUUGUUUGACUUAGAUAAAACUUACAGAUUAAUUAUUGUA
Anneissia japonica is the source of this 3226-nucleotide messenger RNA. RefSeq names its product probable cytosolic oligopeptidase A. The transcript is spliced from 17 exons. Gene Ontology annotation, biological process: peptide metabolic process; proteolysis. The record is from RefSeq and is a predicted model, not a curated record. NCBI's taxonomy places the organism in Eukaryota, Metazoa, Echinodermata, Crinoidea, Comatulida, Comatulidae. Bases 389 to 2662 code for a protein of 757 amino acids. Gene Ontology annotation, molecular function: metalloendopeptidase activity.